Mirounga angustirostris (Northern elephant seal) is the source of this 2297-nucleotide messenger RNA. RefSeq names its product annexin A4 (gene ANXA4). Gene Ontology annotation, cellular component: cytoplasm. The record is from RefSeq and is a predicted model, not a curated record. The transcript is spliced from 13 exons. Lineage: Eukaryota; Metazoa; Chordata; Mammalia; Carnivora; Phocidae. Gene Ontology annotation, molecular function: calcium-dependent phospholipid binding; calcium ion binding. The coding region runs from base 335 to 1294 and encodes 319 amino acids.
GUGCGGGGUGCGGCCCCAGGUCCGGGAGCGAGGCUGGUCCCCCGCUGGCCGCCAGGCGUGGCGGUCCCGGCCCCGGGCCCCGGGCCCCAGGUGCGCUUCGCGCCCCCUCCCGCAGGAUCUUCCGGUCCCGUGUGCAGAGCGACAACCAGGAACUCGGACUCGGUCUCCACCCCGAAGUGGGGCGGGUCCGCCCGGGAUAAGACCGGCUGCCGGGCCCCGGGAAGGGUGUGAUCUACGCGGCCGCCGGGGACGAGCUCAACCCGGUCUCGGCGGGAGCGAGGAACUUCUGCUCGGGUGACUGAACUCUGAUCCUGGUAUAGAGAGAGUCACGGCCAUGGCAGCCAAAGGAGGCACCAUCAAAGCUGCUUCAGGAUUCAGUGCCACUGAAGAUGCCCAGACCCUGAGGAAGGCCAUGAAGGGGAUUGGCACCGACGAAGAUGCCAUCAUCAGCGUCCUCGCUUACCGCAACACGGCCCAGCGCCAGGAAAUCAGGACGGCCUACAAGACCACCAUCGGCAGGGACCUGAUGGAGGACUUGAAGUCGGAACUGAGUGGCAACUUCGAGCGGGUGAUCGUGGGGAUGAUGACGCCCACCGUGCUGUACGACGUGCAGGAGCUGCGGAGGGCCGUGAAGGGAGCUGGCACGGAUGAGGGCUGCCUGAUUGAGAUCCUGGCCUCCCGGACGCCCGAGGAGAUCCGGCGCAUAAACCAGACCUACCAGCUUCAGUAUGGGCGGAGCCUUGAAGAUGACAUUCGCUCUGACACUUCGUUCAUGUUCCAGAGGGUGCUGGUGUCUCUGUCCGCUGGUGGCAGGGAUGAAGGAAAUUAUCUGGAUGAUGCUCUCAUGAGACAGGAUGCUCAGGACCUGUAUGAGGCUGGAGAGAAGAAAUGGGGGACAGAUGAGGUGAAAUUUCUAACUGUUCUCUGUUCCCGGAACCGAAAUCAUCUGUUGCAUGUGUUUGAUGAAUACAAAAGGAUAUCACAGAAGGAUAUUGAGCAGAGUAUUAAAUCUGAAACAUCUGGUAGUUUUGAAGAUACUCUGCUGGCCAUAGUAAAGUGCAUGAGGAACAAAUCUGCAUAUUUUGCUGAAAGGCUUUAUAAAUCUAUGAAGGGCUUGGGCACCGAUGAUGAAACCCUCAUUAGAAUUAUGGUUUCUCGAGCAGAGAUUGAUAUGAUGGACAUCCGGGAAAACUUCAAGAGGCUCUAUGGAAAGUCUCUGUACUCCUUCAUCAAGGGAGACACAUCUGGAGACUACAGGAAGGUACUGCUUAUUCUGUGUGGAGGAGAUGAUUAAAAUAAAAUCCAAGAAGAAUAGGAGGAUUCCCAGUACUUUGAAUUUUUUUUUAAGUUCAUUUUUCUACACUACUAUUAGCAUUAUCUCAUUGCUCAUUUCCAACUAAAACGCCUACAGAUGCUUCCUAGGAUAUGGACUGGCUGUAUUAUUAUUCAUCUAUAAUUACUCAUUAUGAUGGCUUUAAAGCUGUACUUGCAUUUCAAAGCUUAUAAAACAGGAGAUUUAAAGUUAGAAAUAAAAAUGUAUUCCAUGUUUUUAACAGAUUUCUUCCUCAUCUGUGUUUCACAGAAAUUGGAAUGUAUUAAAUUUAUUUCAUGGUUUUGGUGAAAAACCAUUAAAGUGGAAGACUGAAAGACUGUCCUAAAAUCACUCUGCUUCCCUAAUUCCAUUCUCAAAGUGGCUAGUAAUUUCUUCAUUUGAAAUUGUGAGCAUUUAGUUCAUAAGAAUAUCCAAUUUGCUAUUUUACAUGGUCAUACUUUGAAGACAUCCAAUAAUCUCCUUUAUUUAGAUUUUGUCUAUACUGUUAGUUGAUCUCUACAAAAGUUUGCAUGGGAGACUUCCUUCCUCACAUCUUAUAUUAAGAUUAUUUACUCUUUCCAGGUUGAAGUAUACCAAAAUCAGCAACUUGUCUGAACAAAUUAAAUUCUUAGUGUGCUUAUACAGAUCACAUAUGUGCGGUUAACAAACAUAAAUGCUGAACAUUCCACAAUAUUAUGGUUAAUAUCUUAAUCUAGCUGGAAGAUGAAUGGAAAAAAAAUUAAGUGUCCAACCAGGUAUUAUUUUGGUGAUGGUGUAAUGUUCUGAAUUUACUUAAAGGAAUUUUUUUGUGCUAAAAAUAAUUUUUAAAAUGUUUUUCAAUUUUGUUGAUUUGUAGCAAUUUACAUUUGCAUUGUGCCUUUCAACUCUGAAAUUAUUCUGUAGUUGUACUUGAUUUUAUUCAAAAGUUCAGUUUGUAUACAACAUGGAAAAAUAAUUUUAAUAAAACAUGGUAUCUUUAAAAUGA